Cladophialophora carrionii CBS 160.54 is the source of this 1062-nucleotide messenger RNA. RefSeq names its product alkylated DNA repair protein AlkB. Gene Ontology annotation, cellular component: nucleus; cytoplasm. The record is from RefSeq and is a predicted model, not a curated record. Bases 1 to 1062 code for a protein of 353 amino acids. Lineage: Eukaryota; Fungi; Ascomycota; Eurotiomycetes; Chaetothyriales; Herpotrichiellaceae. The transcript has 2 exons.
AUGCGUGAUCCGCACGCAAGACCACCCGACUCGAUCCGAGAACGUUUCAAGGAACUGCGGAAGCGGCCAGCUUCACAAAUCGAUGCCGAUCUUCACAUCAUAGAUCCGUACAAUCCAGAUCAUACAAAAGUGUCACCUCUUCCUGAUGCCGAGCUUCUUGAUAGCUCCGAACAGGGUAUCUACUCGAAAGACUUUGGUAUAGAUACCAGCGUUCUCACCUUUUCCGGCGUUGAGGAUCUCCGCCGCAAAGCUUUCGAAGUCAAAGGACUGCCUGGUCUCCAGCUCUUUCCGGCUUUACUUUCUGCUCAAUUUCAAGUUGCCUUGCUAAACAAGCUACUUCACCGUGACCUGUCGAACCCUGUGCACAAAACAAAUCUCCAUCUCCACCACCAUGUUCAAUAUCCUGCAGCUAACCACAGCUUAUCACCCGUAUCAUUCUUCGCCGCAGCCCACGAUGUAGCCCUCCAGCCAAAGGAUCCUACGAUUCACAAAUCUCUCACGUACGCCCAAAUGCUGGAGUCGAAGUUGCGAUGGGUUACACUCGGUGGGCAAUACGACUGGACAAGGAAGGCCUACCCUGAUGAGGCUCCUCCGCCGUUUCCUCCUGAUAUUGCCGCUUUGCUGAAACAUUUGUUUCCCUGUGUUGAUGCUCAAGCCGCCAUUGUCAACUUCUACAGUCCUGGAGAUACUUUGAGCGUACACCGGGACGUCAGCGAGGAGUGUGACCGAGGCCUUGUGAGCAUCAGCAUCGGUUGCGACGGUAUAUUCCUUGUCGGCAAUGAAGACGGUAGUCACGUCGCUUUACGCUUGAGGUCCGGAGAUGCCAUUUAUAUGUCCGGGCCCUCAAGAUACGCCUGGCAUGGAGUGCCAAAAAUAUUAACCGGCACGUGUCCGGUCUGGUUACGAGACUGGCCAGACGUUCCACGACAAGAUCAAUAUCGACAAUGGCGAGGAUGGAUGAACAACAAGCGUAUCAACCUCAACGUACGACAAAUGACCGAAGCAGAUCCGACUCAACAUCCGAGUGGAACAGAGCCGCUGACUACAGCCGACUCGGUAUGA